Messenger RNA from Diaporthe amygdali, 1899 nucleotides. Its product is annotated as DNA polymerase Eta. Bases 1 to 1899 code for a protein of 632 amino acids. Gene Ontology annotation, molecular function: damaged DNA binding; DNA-directed DNA polymerase activity. NCBI's taxonomy places the organism in Eukaryota, Fungi, Ascomycota, Sordariomycetes, Diaporthales, Diaporthaceae. The record is from RefSeq and is a predicted model, not a curated record. Gene Ontology annotation, biological process: response to radiation; error-prone translesion synthesis. The transcript is spliced from 5 exons. Gene Ontology annotation, cellular component: site of double-strand break; replication fork; nucleus.
AUGUCCUCGUCCCCAAGAAGCUUCCGGGAGUCUUCCCCGGCCGGAGCUCCUGGGCGAACAAGGUCUCAGUUCACGUAUCGCCACCUCAACACACUGGCCUCGUAUCCAACAUCAUGUCCUCUGAGAGUUGUGGCCCAUAUCGAUCUUGACGCCUUUUAUGCCCAGUGUGAGAUGCGUCGGCUUGAUCUCCCUGAUGACCAGCCUCUUGCUGUCCAGCAAUGGCAAGGCCUUAUUGCCGUCAACUACCCUGCCCGCGAUCGCGGCGUCGGAAGAUUCACCGACAUCAACCAAGCCAAAGAGAUGUGUGAUAAUCUGAUCUGCCAGCACGUGGCAACUUGGAGGGAGGGGGAAGAAAACUGGGCGUACCGUGAUGACCAUGUCAUGAGUACUGACAAAGUCUCCUUGGACCCAUAUCGUUUGCAGUCGAGGAAGAUUCUAGCUUUGAUCAAAGAAUCACUCCCGGCAAACCUUCAGAAGGUUGAGAAAGCUUCUAUAGACGAGGUGUUUAUCGACCUCUCGGCCCAAGUGCAUGCAACUCUUCUGGAACGCUUUCCUGAGCUCAGGAACCCGCCUCCCUACGAUGACCCAACUGAAAGAUUGCCCAUGCCGCCAGUAACAGCGCUGGAUUGGAAAGCAGACGCGCUGGUUGACCUUGACGACACGGAAACGGAAACCGAUGAUCCCGAUUGGAACGAUGGUGUCGCAAGCAACAAGAUGCUCAGUAAAUUGGGCUCCGGUCACAAGAAGCCUAAUGGACAGACCGUGAUACGGCAUCGAGCUACCCGGCAAUUCCUGUCGGGCUUUAAGUUCACCAAGAUCCGGAACCUGGGAGGCAAGCUGGGCGACCAAAUUGCUCAGACUUUCGGCACCGAGUCCGUCAGCGAUCUAUUACUGGUGCCUGUAGAGCAGCUCAAGUCCAAGCUUGGAGAUGAUACGGGGACUUGGGUUCACAAUACGAUCAGAGGUAUCGACAACAGUGAAGUCAACUCGCGUGUUCAGAUCAAAUCAAUGCUGUCAGCGAAGUCGUUUCGCCCCAGUAUCAACAGUGUGGACUCGGCGGUGAAGUGGCUUAGAAUCUUCGUGAGCGAUAUCUUCUCUCGAUUAGUCGAGGAAGGCGUUAUUGAAAACAAGCGACGUCCUCGGACGAUCAAUCUCCAUCACCGGCAUGGUGGCCAGACACGGUCAAGGCAGGGCCCCAUUCCUCAGGGGAGGCCAAUCGACAAGGAGUUGCUGCUUGACCUCGCCACAAACCUCCUUAACCAAAUUGUCCUUGAGGGCAAAGUAUGGCCAUGUUCAAACCUUUCCCUUAGUGUCGGCGGCUUCGAUGAAGGCAUAAGCGGCAACAUGGGCAUCGGAGCAUUCUUAGUGAAGGGCGAGGAGGCACAGUCUCUGAAGAGAAUAUCGCGAGAAGGUUCAACCGAGGCACUGCCUUCCAAGCCGCUGGAGAAACAUAAAAAACUGGAGAAAGAGGGAAUCCAUAGAUUCUUUUCGAAACCGACAUCGAUCGAAAAUCACGAUGAUGAGAAGGGUCCUCUGAAUCCAGCCACUGGCCUACAGAGCGGUGGUGGAACAUCUCACAGGCACAUCGGAAAUUCGAUAUUGGGAUGGGAACCUGCAGAUUUGGUUGCACAAAGAGAAGCCAGUAGUGACAGUCAACUGCAGGAACCGAUAUCCUACCUAUGCCAUCGCUGCAGCAUGAGCUUCGAGGAUUCUGAACAAUUACAAUGCCACCAAGACGAGCACCUCGCUAGGGACCUCCAAGAGGAGGAACGUGGCAGCCACACAUUUGUUGGGCACCCUUCAAGCAAGGGAGAUAACAAAGGCACAGCUGCAUCAGCGAAACGGCCCACGAAACGAAAGAAGAUGGAGGUCGGACAGAGCAAAUUGAAAUUUGGAUGA